AUGGCGGAUGACUCGGCCGAACAACCCAUCUUGAAGCGGAAGCGAAUCAGCGUAGCCUGCAACAGCUGCCGCGCGAAAAAGUCCAAGUGCGAUGGGAAGCGGCCGGUAUGCGGUCGCUGCGCUGGCUAUGAUUACCACUGCUCAUGGGGAAACGAGGCGACGCAUCGCGAUGCCAGUUGCACGCCACCAUUAACGUCCUCCGAAGCAAGUAGUGCAGCAAGUCCGCAGGAAGUUUUUGAUCGGUGCGAAAAGGCUAUACGAAGUCUGGCCAUCGAUGUACCUCCUGAGGGCCGGGCCGAAAUCAAUCAAGGUCUGGCUCGAAUACAGGCUGCCCUGUUCCAUGAUUGCUCGCCGGGGGUGACCACGAUUAGCCCAACCAGCAUCACGGCCAGUAGCCCUGCGCUCAUUCAGCGCAUUCAAAGUCCCAGAUAUGUUGGCGAAGUCAGCGACAUUCAUUUCUUCAACUUGGUUAGACAAACGGCCGCACCUCGUGGCGGUGAUGGUGGUUCACAAGACGACACGGGAGAAGUUGACAACUACGACAUCGAUGCACCAACCGCGAUGGAAUAUCUACAGAACCCAAUUUCAGAUAUGCCAGAAAGGUCGCAAGUGCACAGGUUUCUGGGGAUCUACUUCUCCACUAUACACGUUGCGUACCCUUUCGCAGAAGAAGCACCAUUCAUGGAUAAAGUCAAGGACCUACAAGACGGAAGCCCGGCCCCUGAUUUGACCCAUUCCUGGCUUUCUCUCUUAUAUGCAUUGCUUGCUCUUGGGGCCUACUAUGACUCGUUCCGACCAGACAGUCGGCCAGAUGGCUCAUCUCAUCAAACGCUGUUUCAACGCUCCUUACUUUUAUCUCGCCAUGAUAUGCUCGAACGCUCCUUAACGCAAGUCUCGGCUCUAUUAGCUCAGUGCUUUUAUCUACUAGCAACAUCCGAGAUCGACAGAUGUUGGGCUUAUCUCGGUCUCGCUGUCCGCUUAGCGCAGAGCAUCGGCCUACAUGCCGACAUUCAGGACCAUGGUUCGAGCCAACCGAACUCGGAGCGACCUCAGAUUCGAAGCAGGGUCUGGUACUCCUUGUACGUCCUGGACCGGCUGACAGCCCUGCAGCUCGGAAGGCCACCUGCGAUCUCGGACCAUGACUGUCAUGUUCAGAUUCCUUCGCGGAUAGACGGUCUGGAUCCAGAUGUGAACAACAGCGAGGUACCGGAGAGUUCCAAAGAGGGUCGCGCCGGGGAAUAUUUCGUCCGUCUCAUCGAGUUCUCUUCCAUUAUCGGCCGAGUACUAAGGGAAUGCUGGCGCGAUAUCGCAGCCAGGCUACAGAGCACCAAAGACUGUGAUUUGCUGCUUCUGACAUGGAAACAAAAGCUGCCAAGAUAUUUGAGGUUCGACCUUGGCCACGCAUUCGAGAAAUCGAUUACUCUGAAGCGUCAGCGGAACAUGUUGGCCAUCAAAUUCCACCACCUGCGGGCCCUGAUUCACCGACCAUAUUUAUUCCAUACGUCUCCUGAAAAUAAUCUCUUGACUCAAGAUCAAGCAUGUCGAAGUCGAGAGUACGGAAAGAUAUGCGCUACUGAGGCCCAAUCCAUCGCCUCUUUGAUGCAUAAUGUCACUGAUACCAUGGACAUCGUCAUGAACUAUCCCUGGUGGCAGAUGAUAUCAUGUCUCGUCUGCGCGGGAUCCAUCAUGGUCAUGGCAGGUGCUCUGAUCAAGCAAGACGCCGGAGACGAUACCACCGUGGUCGCCUUAGAAGAAGACGUUGAGACGUGUAUGGCUGUUCUGAAGGCUUUAGCCAGCAACUCCCACGGCUCAAACCUUGCGUGGGAUAUGAUGAAGAACAUUCGAGCUCGUUGCACGCGUGCUUCCGAUAAAUCUGCCGCUGAUGACACGAAUUCAUUGGCGCCAAACGCAGCUGUUCAACCCGGCCAAGGGCUGAGUCAGUCUACUUGUUGCAGCGCCUCGGAUACCUAUACCAUGCCUUUGGUGGCACCAGAUAAAACUCAAUCAGGCUUCUCUAUGGAGCCGACCAACGGCUUGGACAUGAACAUGGGGUUUGGAGAUAACAUCAUGUGGCCGAUGAUGAUGACCGACGCGACAUGGCCCGGCUCGUUCUUGGACAUGCUUCAUCCCUCAUACGGGUCUCAAGAAAACAACUAG
Messenger RNA from Colletotrichum aenigma, 2157 nucleotides. It is a transcript of the gene ASG1-0, whose product is annotated as Activator of stress genes 1. Bases 1 to 2157 code for a protein of 718 amino acids. Gene Ontology annotation, cellular component: nucleus. Gene Ontology annotation, molecular function: DNA-binding transcription factor activity, RNA polymerase II-specific; RNA polymerase II cis-regulatory region sequence-specific DNA binding; zinc ion binding. Gene Ontology annotation, biological process: positive regulation of transcription from RNA polymerase II promoter by galactose; DNA-templated transcription. The transcript has 4 exons. Lineage: Eukaryota; Fungi; Ascomycota; Sordariomycetes; Glomerellales; Glomerellaceae. The record is from RefSeq and is a predicted model, not a curated record.